CUCCUCCCAGUGUGUCAGAGCGCACGGAGAGGGCAGGACAGGCAGGAGAUGGCGGUGGCCGAGGCACAGCUGUACUCAAAGGUGUCCAACAAGCCCCGGGGCAGGGGCACCUCUGCCCUCCUGGAGCCUCUCCUGGCCAAAGGAUUCCCGGCUCAUCUUGCGCAAAAAGCCUUGGUUGCUACUGGACAAAAAACAGUAGAAGAUGCAGUAAAAUGGCUGCAUUCCCACUGCAAUGACCCCUCCCUGGAUGACCCCAUCCCCCAGGAAUAUGCCCUGUACUUGUGCCCCCGGGGCCGCCUGCACAGCCGCCUGCAGGACUUCUGGAGGGAGAGCAAGCGCCAGUGCGGCAAGAACAGAGCCCACGAGGUCUUCCCACACGUCACCCUCUGCGACUUCUUCACGUGUGAAGACCAGAAAGUGGAAUUCUUGUAUGACGUCCUAAAGAAAGUGGGUGACAGCUUUUGCCAGAUCUUUCCACCAUCCAUUUUCCUAACACUACAUGCAUCUCCCAGCUACCUGGGCUUCUUCAUUGAUGACAGCCAGGCAAACAUCCUCAAAGACUUUGCUGUGGCAUUCUCAACAGAGGCUUCAGCCCUGGCAGACUGCCACGUGAAGCCCUCCUUGAAGCAGUUCCACCUUACCCUGGCUCACAGGUUUUACCCUCACCACCAGAAGACUUUGGAACAGCUGGCCAAGUGCAUCAACCCAGGAGAGCCCUGCCAGUGGGUGGCUGCUCUCUAUUCACGGGACAUGCGCUUUGCGUAUUACCAGAGGCUCAGAGCCCUCUUCCAGUACAAGCCCCAGAACAUUGAUGAGCUGAUGAUCAACCCUGGGGAUUUGAUCUACGUGGAUCCGAGGCAGCAGAGCGAGGCGGGCGAGGGCUGGGUGGUCGGCACCUCGCACCGCACCGGCUGCAGGGGCUUCCUGCCCGAGAACUACACCGAGAGAGCCCAUGAGUCAGACACCUGGGUCAAGCACAGGGAAUAUGUUUUUGACACAGCUUCAAGAUCCUUCACCAAAACUGAAAAGGAACCCAAUGUAAAGCCAAAUGGUGAAGCCCAUAAUCUCAGUAUGUCAAGGAGUGUAACCAAUGUUGUUUCACUUCAGAACGCUGCCCUGAGGAGAGGGGUGCUGGUGAUGAGCCACGGGGAAAGAGUGGAUCAGGUCUUUGGCAAAUCUUGGCUUCAGCAGUGCCUGACUGCAGAUGGGAAAUACUACAGAGCAGAUCUGAACUUCCCCUCCUCCCUGCCGAGGCAGAAAGACAGCAUGAAGCAGUUUGAAUGUGAUCCUCCUUUAUCUUGCUGUGGUAUUUUCCAGUCAAGGCUUAUAGGGGAAGCUCUGCUGGAGCAGGAAGUGACCAUCAGCUCCGUGUACUCGUCCCCUGCCCUGCACUGUGUGCAGACAGCUCAGUAUGUACUGCAGGGGCUUAAAUUAAAUCAAAAAGUCAGGAUCAGGGUGGAACCAGGACUGUUUGAAUGGACCAAGUGGGAAGCAAGCAGAGCAAUCCCUAAAUUCAUGACUGUGGCAGAACUGGUGGAGGCGUCUUAUGACAUAGACACAAGUUACAGGGGUAACUUCCCACUCUCCUCUCUGGUGCCAUCAGAAAGUUAUGAAGACUAUGUCAGCAGGAGCUCUGCAGUUAUAAAACACAUCAUCAGUGCCUGGCCCUGCAAAGGUGUCAUCCUCAUCGUGGGCCACGGCUCCUCCUUGGCACCUCUCAGCCGGGCACUCACAGGGCUCCCCAGCAGAGACAGCGGAGACUUUGCCCAGAUGGUGCAGAAGAUCCCUGCCCUGGGCAUGUGUUUCUGUGAAGAACAGAAAGAGGAGAACAAAUGGCAGAUGGUCAACCCACCAGUGAAGACAUUAACUCAUGGAGCAAAUGCAGCAUUUAACUGGAGAAAUACUAUCAUGGAAGAUUAAAAUGCCAUCUCUGCCUUUGCAGUUGUCAAAAAGGAGCCAAAGGCAGGUUAUGGUUCAUCACAGUCCAGUGAUUCAUCCAGAAGACACACAGAGGGUGGGAAAUGCCCUCUCUGAGCUGUCAAAGCACAGAAAAACACUUCUGAGUUUGGUGCCUGGAUUUUGUUUUUGUUUUGGUGACUGAGAAGAAUGAACUUGAGAGGUAGGGCACAAGUGAGAAAUAACACUUUUGAUGGUGGUGACAAAAGCACCUUUUAAGCUUUCCUGAGCAUAAAAAUGUUUAAUAAAUAUAGAUAUAUAUAACUACCUGAUUAUCAACUCCACUCCAAGAGGCACUGAAGUAAACAAUGCUGUAUUUUUAAGACUGAACUACAUCCAGCAAGAAUUCCCUUUUUCCCCCCUUCUUUAUUCACUUGGAUAUUUUCAGACAACAGAAAAACUGGGACUGAAAAAAGUCAACUCCUACCCAAAGAGGAGACCAGCUCUAGCUAAAGCCACUGUGUUUCCUGUUCACUCCAUCAGUUCUGUGAGAGCAAAUACCACACUGACUUAGUUUACCUCUUCUAUGAAGGGAGUCCAUUUUCUAUCACAUCAGCUCCUCAUCCAGAAAUUCUCAAGUGCUGCAUAUUGCAAAAGGGUCUAAAUUAUUUCUUUUUGAAUGGAAAUGAACCAGUUGCUUUACUGUUUUUGGGACAAGGAAAGAUGCCCCAUGUUACUGUACUGGUGACAAAACUGUGACAUGAGCAGCUUUAACUCUGAACCCUUCCCAAGGUGCCACUUGCAGCACAACAGCUUUGCUUUGUGCUGGUUUGUGCUGAAUUUAUUAAUGAUGAUCCACCAUCCCCGUGGGUCAUCUGGAAGCUUUCUGCAGCUCUUUUCUAUGUGAUGUGUUUAAUUAACAAAAUGUAUCCCUGAAAUCCUAUGCACAAACAGGAACAUGCCUUUCCACUGUCCAUUUUUCUCCUGCUUUUCCUUUCUGCUUAUCAGAUAACUGCUGCCAGGAAAGUACAAUGUUUCUUUCAAUGAAAGGAAAAAAUGAAAAUAUUUCUCUCAGAACAUGGCUAAAAAUGUUUUCACUUUCACUCCUCAUUGCCUGCUCCUAUGUGACAUCUCCCUGCAAGCCAUUAGCCAUGGGGGCAUGCAGAGGAGCCCAUCCAACACUGCAGCUUUGGGGCUGAGAAGUGCCUGACAGGCACCUUUAUCUGUGGGUGUAGAGAUUUUGUUAUCUCAGCUGUGCACCUGCAAUGAUUCAUUCUGACUUUCCAGCUCUGGUGGAGUUGCUUGAGCUCUCAGUUUUCUGACAGUGCUGCAAUUUUACAGUGAAAGUCAAAUGUCUCAGACAGGAGCUCUUUAAUGAGCAAGGGCACAGGACUCAAGCUCAGGAGAUGGGUGGCUACAGCUGUAGUUCUAGAAAAAGAUAAAAACACCAAAUGUCACCACAACCUUUUCUUAAUCAGGGGAAGCAGGAUGCCACUGCAGUGCUGAGAGAACUGUGGCUUGGCUACUUCUCCACAUCUCAGCCCAGCACACACUUGCUGUCAGCCAAGAGAGGCAGGUGUGGUGAGGGAUGAGUUUGCUCUGUCUGAAGGUGGUGGCCAGGCUCCUCUGUGGCCAGCAGGGAGGGCAGGGGGGACUCACAGGUCUGGCUGAGAAAGGGCUGUAUGAUGCAAGAAAACCAGCAAAGACUGGUCAUUUUUAAUGUAUUAGUGAUAUUAAAUUUCAUUACAAAUUUUCUUCUACCUUUCUAGAGAUAACAAGGGUUUUUUUCCAUAAUGCUAUUAUACAUCAAUCCUAGAUUUGGCUGCAAACUCCAGUUUGGAUUUAGAAUCUUUUUCUUCCUAUAAAAUACCAUGUGACAUCUCUCCCUUCACCCAAUGGAAUCACAUGUAUUGUCAGGGUGGGUCUGUUGUGAAAAAUAACCUGUAAGAACAGCACCAUCUCAUUUCUUUAACAGCAUCAUCCUUUCUUUAGGAGCUUUUCCACGUUGCUGCCACUGUGUAUAAGGUAACAAUGAAACUUCUUUUUGCUUUUCAGUCCUUCUGGUCUGCAGAAAUAAUGCUGCUGAAAACGAGUUAAUGGCACUCUAAUCCUGUUAUUACCCAUGCAGCUCCUGUCCUUAAUGAGUGUGUGCAGCUCCCUAGAGGCAGGUGACAGGAGGGGAGAAGGAUGUGGCUGGGGGAAGUGUCUGUCUGUCUGUCUCUUACAGGGGAUGGAUUUUACUGCUCCACCCAAUUUUGGCAUCUAAUCAGAUGCCCACAGUGCAUGGACAACACUAUUGACAAGCUAAAUAUACUUCACAGGCAGAUUCCUAAAGCACUCAAACCAGAAUCCCACUGUGCUUUUCUUUUAUUCUCCAUACAGAUGCACUCCAAUGAAUUUUACUUCAGCGAAAGCAAUGAAUUAAACUUCAGAGCAUGUUUAAAAGAGGGUUUCAAACUUAAGUUUUCUUUUGUGGUGAGGACAAAUGCUUAGUCACAAAACACUGUGCUAAAGUUAUAAAGACUUCUCCAUGUCUGUUGUUUGAGUCAAUUGAACAGAAAGAACAUGAACAGAAAGAACAGGCAGCACCCUCAGGAACCCAUUGAAACCAUCUCAGUCUUAAUAAUGGAAGGGCAAGGACAAGCUCUGCUAUUCACAAGGACCCUGCUUUUGGCUUUCCUGGGAGCCGAUGAACAUAGACUCAACCCUAAACAAUUUUUAAAAUCAGAGCUGAAAUGAUGUCCUUAUCAUACAAGGUUUCUUGGUUGUACAAUCUGGUGCUGGGGAGAGAGAGAGAAUUCCUAACAUGGUGUGUACAAUUUAUUUUUGUGAUAAACAAAAUAAAUAGGAACUUAUUUUCCA
Molecule: messenger RNA, 4758 nt
Organism: Melospiza melodia melodia
Lineage: Eukaryota; Metazoa; Chordata; Aves; Passeriformes; Passerellidae
Gene: UBASH3A
Product: ubiquitin associated and SH3 domain containing A
Exons: 14
Coding region: 49-1920 (623 amino acids)
Biological process (GO): negative regulation of T cell receptor signaling pathway
Cellular component (GO): cytoplasm
Molecular function (GO): protein binding
Source: RefSeq, a predicted model, not a curated record